Molecule: messenger RNA, 518 nt
Organism: Moneuplotes crassus
Lineage: Eukaryota; Ciliophora; Spirotrichea; Euplotida; Euplotidae
Source: the annotation of a GenBank genome assembly
UUUAAAUAAAUAUGGGCAAAACAAAGCUAUACGUCUCUUGCAGACUAGAGAAUGUAGACAACUUGAGACUCCCAGGUGAUGACGACUGGUACUUCAUCCUCCAAUGCGGAAACUGUGGCAUGAAUACAGACACCGAAGUUUACUUUAACCCAGUUGAAGAAAUCGAAAUGGAAGGGUCAAGAGGAAGUGCCAACUACAUUGCCAAAUGCAAAAGUUGUGAAAGAAAAGGAUCCAUUUCUUUCAUCAAAACUGCCCCUUACCUCAUGAAAGAUAACGAAGAGCCCCAAAUGAUUGCUGAGUUCGAGUGCAGAGGAUGGGAAUUAGCUGAGUUCUGCCCAAAAGGAGGAUACAUCUGUCAAUCCACAGAGAGUGAAACAGUUUUUGAUGAUGUUGACCUCCAAGAAGGAGACUGGGCUGAAUAUGAUGAUGAAGGCGAUGUCCCAGUCGGAAUCUAUGACUUUAAAGGAUACUUCGAGUAAUAGCCACGGAUAAAAUUAUUCAAUAGAUUAACACCUGAA